ACCCCCUAUGUGAAAACAUUCCGGAUGUCUGUACAGCUCAGCCUCAUCUUACUCUCGGUUUUAGUGACAAGCUGCUUCCUCCUACAACACAGUCUGACUGAAUCAAAAGAUGGUUAGUGUCUCCACAAGCGCUCAGAUACCGCGUUUACACCGAGGUUAUACUCCCAAAAAGUAGGCGCUCCGUCGCUAGCUAGAACCAGCCGGCGAUGAUCGAUUAUUUCCAGAGAUGUAGCCGGGGCUGCUGCACACCUCCGUUACUUGGAAACCGUCAGAAAUUUUCUGCGGAAAGUCUUUCUCUUCGGAUGGAACACGUUUAGAGACAAAGCGGCUGCCACGGGGCUGUUUUCUCCGGUUGUUUUGUGAUAAUGGAGGAAGCCAGGCUCUGAGUGACACAAUGUCUUGGGGGGAGUUCAUCGAGCUCCGUGACCUGAGGCCAGACCAAGAGCAGAUAGAGCUGACGCACGGCACACGUUCGCCCUGCUCACCUCCACGCCUGGAGAGAGCCAAUGCCCUGAGGAUCAGCCCGGGGAAGGUCCCAGACCUGCUGAGCCGGGUGGGCAUCAUCAGAGUCCUGAGCAGCACUCAGGACCCCCAGCUCACUGAGGAGAAGGGAGAGGGACACAACUUCCAGCCCUGCAGCCACGCUCAGCCCACGUGGUGUGACCUGUGUGGAGACUUCAUCUGGGGCCUGUAUAAGCAGAGCCUGCGGUGUGCCAAUUGUAGAUUCACAUGUCACUACCGCUGUCGUGCUCUGAUCCGGUUGGACUGCAGCUGGGACAGAGGCGCCGUGGCUGACCACACAUAUGUUGUGGAGCACACCAUAGAAACAGACACAAAUGUGGAUGAACACACUGAAUGGGGAAAGCAGGAGUUGAACACUGCAGAUUAUCAGCAGAAGGUGAAGGAAUACAACGCUCAAAUCAACAGCAAUCUGUUCAUGAACAUGAACAAGGAUGGUUCCUACACUGGCUUCAUAAAGGUACAGUUCAAGUUGGUGCGACCUGUGUCAGUUCCACCUCCUAAGAAAGGAGGUCAUGAUGCUAGAGGGAGGAAGGCUAGCGGAGUGAAGCGUCGCACCUCUUUCUACCUGCCAAAGGAUGCAUCCAAGCACCUGCACAUAAGCUCACGCACUUCUGCUCGUGAGGUCAUUGAAGCUUUGUUGAAAAAGUUUACUGUGGUGGACAAUCCUGGCAAGUUUGCUCUGUUUGAGCGCAGCGAGCGUCAUGACCAAGUUUAUGUUCGCAAGGUAUCUGAUGAUGAGCAUCCCCUCCGUCUGCGUCUGUGUGCUGGGCCCAAUGAGAAAGUUCUCAGCUUUGUUCUGAAAGAGAAUGAAACUGGAGAAGUCAAUUGGCAUGCCUUCACCAUGCCGGAGUUGAAGAACUUCCUGCUCAUUCUGAAGCGAGAAGAGGAGGAGCACGUCAAGCAGAUAGUGCAGCGGUACGCUCUGGCCCGCACUAAGAUGCGAGAGGCUCUGGCUGGCUCGACCCCAGGCUGAUACGACUCUGCGCUCGGGGUUUAACGUGCACCUCUUGGCUGGACAAUCGCCUGAAGAUGACCAGUCAUCGCUGCAUCCAAAGAUCCCAGAUAAUGCAACUCAAAACGCCUCUUGGGUGAACGAGAGAGUGAGACAGGGCGCAAGACAAUGAGAGAGAGCUGGCGCGAAUGUGCGUGUGAAAUGAUGCGAGAGAUGAGAAGUGCCUUACACCUGGAGAGUCUGAUGUGCCUGAGAGAAUGAGUUGAGAGAAGUGAAUACUGGCAGAUGAGACAGUGGUCGUAUCCAGUAAUGUCUUUUGCUAUUGGGUACCAUCUGAUUAUCCUGUGUACCUCAGCUGUAUCACUGUAACUGUGUCACUUUAACUUAAAAAAAAAAAAAAUGUCAGUGAUGGUUUUGGCAUUAUUAGGUAUAAUAAAAAAUAAAAUGUGGAUUUUACAUAAUGUAGAUGUAGUGCUGAAGUCUAGCCCUGUGUUGUAAUUGAGCCUAAAAAUCACAUAUCUAGAAUUACAUUCCUUUAUAAUUUUCCAGAAUAUAAAAUUGGUAAUGUGUCCAAUCCUGACAUUACUGCCAAGUUUAGACGAUAUAUCAUACUUCUUAACCUCCAUAUUAACAUUUUUAAUUUAUACUGUUAGAAAGUUAAAUACACAUUUGUUGCUGAAGGUAUUUGGAUUUUCAUUUGACCCAGGCUAAAAAAUCUGCCAUGUCUUCUCGACACCCCUGAUGGGUGAAACUCUUUUUUUUUUUUUUUUUUUUUUUUUUUUUUAAUACUGUCAGAUUGUGAGUUUGACUGAUGUAUGGACAUUUGUAUGCAUCUAUGAAUGUCAGAGAGAGCAGUGUCACUCUGGUUGACUGGAAUCUUGAAUGAAUAUUGGUAUACAUGUGUUUCACCGGAAGCUGUUCGUCAUUCCUUAUAUCUUUGUUUUUUCUGUCCUUAAAAAUAAUUCUGUUUUUCAGUUCACUAUCAUUGUGUCCGUCUAUGCACAUAUUUACAUGUUGAAGCAACAAUUCCUAACGUCGUGACAAAUGUGCACUGCGUUCAGUAAAGAAUUUCCCAGUUAAAAUUU
Perca flavescens (yellow perch) is the source of this 2559-nucleotide messenger RNA. RefSeq names its product ras association domain-containing protein 1. The coding region runs from base 395 to 1495 and encodes 366 amino acids. Gene Ontology annotation, cellular component: nucleus; microtubule cytoskeleton. The transcript is spliced from 7 exons. The record is from RefSeq and is a predicted model, not a curated record. NCBI's taxonomy places the organism in Eukaryota, Metazoa, Chordata, Actinopteri, Perciformes, Percidae. Gene Ontology annotation, biological process: Ras protein signal transduction.